UCACUCUCAAGGCACGCAACACACCGAGGGUGGUGGUGAAAAAUCCGUCGGGCUGAGAAAACGAAUCUGUUUUUUGGCGCAGGCUGAGAAAAAUCAACCCACAAGCAAGCAUCGACGGAGGCGGCAACAACGGGUCUCCCCAUAAACUACCGACAAUCUCGCUAUUUCUUCAAAGACCAAAGGCGGUCCCCGUAUAUAUCUGGUAUACAUCAUCAUGUUAUUUAUGUGUCACCAAAUGGCCAUGAAGAAGGAGGCCGAAGAGAAGCUCAAAGCCGAGGAGCUCCGUAAGGCUAAAGCCGCUUCUGACAUCCCCAUUAUCUGGAUCUUGGGCGGACCCGGCUGCGGCAAGGGCACUCAGUGCGCCAAAAUUGUGGAGAAAUACGGAUUCACACAUCUGAGCACCGGCGAUUUGCUGCGCAAUGAGGUCGAGUCUGGCUCAGACAAGGGUCGUGCCUUGCAGGCUGUAAUGGCCAGCGGUGGACUGGUCUCCAACGAUGAGGUGCUGUCCCUGCUCAAUGAUGCUAUUGGUCGGGCCAGAGGCGGUUCUAAGGGUUUCCUCAUCGACGGCUAUCCCCGGGAGAAGAACCAAGGGGUUGAGUUCGAGGCGCGCGUUGCUCCCGCCGAUCUGGCCCUGUACUUUGAGUGCUCCGAGGACACGAUGGUGAAGCGCAUUAUGGCCCGUGCUGCCGCUGCUGCUGUCAAAAGGGCUGAUGACAAUGAGGCUACCAUUAGGUCGCGUCUGAAGACUUUUGCCUUGAACACCAAUGCCAUCCUAGAACUCUAUAACGAGAAGACCCUCACGAUCAAUGCCGAGCGCGAUGUGGAUGACAUUUUCCUGGAGGUUGUCCAGGCCAUUGACUGUGUGCUUAAAAAUAAGCAGAAAGCCGCUGCCCUGUGCUAGUUGAAGGCGAAAUCAAAGCCAAAACCAAAGAGUUGGCAAUGCAAACCAAAAAUUAAUAAAUUAAUGCACUUUUUAGCGCGAAUCUCACAGGCUCAAAUGAAAGCAAAAAAACACCAAAUAAAUUAGUUCUAAAUCAUUAAUAUGUUACCAUAUGCAAAGGCCUUAUUCUUCAAACUAUUGCUUUAAAUAAAAUACAAAUAGAAAUGGGAA
Molecule: messenger RNA, 1111 nt
Organism: Drosophila kikkawai
Lineage: Eukaryota; Metazoa; Arthropoda; Insecta; Diptera; Drosophilidae
Gene: Ak1
Product: Adenylate kinase 1
Biological process (GO): ATP metabolic process
Cellular component (GO): cytoplasm
Molecular function (GO): ATP binding; AMP kinase activity; nucleoside diphosphate kinase activity
Source: RefSeq, a predicted model, not a curated record